AUGACUACAAGAAGUUUCACCAACAUAUACAUACUGAUGAGAAAAAAUUGUUUGCAAACUAUCCAUUCAUUUAAAGAAUCUGCUAAGCAUAACGAUUAUGAUACAAAUAGCAAAGGAUGUAUUAACGACGAAGUGUUGUUAAUGGAGGCCGAUCGAGCUAUUGACAUGCGAUCUCAGGAAAUAUGUCCACCUCCGUGGACCGGACUGUUUGAAGAUGCUCAAUGUUCUAUUGCCUGGUUACAGAAUAAAUUAGAAGAAUUGCGUUCGUUACAAGAUGCACAUUUGUUGAGACCUGCAGCCCUCGAUGAUUGUAACUUGCAAGAGAAAUACAUCCAAGAUCUUACAUUAGAAAUUACUAGAAUAUUUGCUUCAACCAAAAAAACAAUCAAUCAAAUACAAUUACACUCGAAUGGAAUAUUCGCCAACAAAGAAUCCCAACUUUCUUACAACGUGUCAUCCGCUUUAAUGUCAUCGUUACAAAACGUUUUCAACGAAUUUCGAAAUUCACAAAAAGUCUAUCGCAACAAAAUCAAAAAUUUAGAAGGGAUAUCGUUACAAAUGCUAUUCGAAACCAACGACAUCAGUUCUAAUUCUAAUUCAUUCAGUAUUAACGAACAAUGUUCGUCGAAUGCUUUUAGACAACAGUUGCAGAUGUUACAGUCGAAUCAAACGCGAACAUUCGCUGCUAUACUUAUCGAAGAGGAAAACGCUAAAAUGGCCGUACAGUUGGAACGCGAAGGAAAUCGGAUAGCCAGUUCUAUUGUUGAACUCAACAACAUAUUUAAAGACGUUGCACACAUGGCCGUUCAACAAGGUAAUGUUUUGGAUCGGAUAGAUUACAAUAUUGAGCAGACUGAAAUUAAAGUUAAACAGGAUGCAGCGAAGCUUAUAGAAUCGGAAGAUUGUUAUGAUCGAAAGAUUAAAUGUAUUUUGAUUUUAGUUACCAUUAGUUUUUUGUUUUUAAUUCUAUUAGAAAUAACAGCAUUAUAA
Messenger RNA from Rhopalosiphum maidis (corn leaf aphid), 990 nucleotides. RefSeq names its product syntaxin-16-like. Gene Ontology annotation, biological process: vesicle-mediated transport; intracellular protein transport; vesicle fusion. The transcript is spliced from 5 exons. Bases 1 to 990 code for a protein of 329 amino acids. Lineage: Eukaryota; Metazoa; Arthropoda; Insecta; Hemiptera; Aphididae. Gene Ontology annotation, cellular component: SNARE complex; membrane; endomembrane system. The record is from RefSeq and is a predicted model, not a curated record. Gene Ontology annotation, molecular function: SNAP receptor activity; SNARE binding.